Messenger RNA from Anolis carolinensis (green anole), 4768 nucleotides. It is a transcript of the gene acbd4, whose product is annotated as acyl-CoA binding domain containing 4. Gene Ontology annotation, biological process: fatty acid metabolic process. Gene Ontology annotation, molecular function: fatty-acyl-CoA binding. Bases 236 to 1237 code for a protein of 333 amino acids. Gene Ontology annotation, cellular component: cytoplasm. Lineage: Eukaryota; Metazoa; Chordata; Lepidosauria; Squamata; Anolidae. The transcript is spliced from 10 exons. The record is from RefSeq and is a predicted model, not a curated record.
GUCUGAGAGAUGCUUAAUGCCGAUUGGCCGAGAUGCGAGGAGUAGAACGCGAAGCAGCGCGCUGAUUGGCUAAAACGCGCUUAACCCUGCUCCCGGCAAUGUGGGCUGAUCUUAAAAGGUCGAAGGCGUAACAUAGCUUCCAGCUGCAAUAAUAAACAAGAGGUUGGCAGAGCUGGUGCCAGGGCAAAGAGCAAAGUGAGUGGAUCACUUAUUCUGCGGGGAAUAUAAGGUACCAAUGGGGAAGAAGGCAGAGGAGCCAGAUUGCCAGAAGCAGUUUGAAGCGGCUGUCCGUGUCAUCCAAGGCUUGCCCAAGAAUGGUGCCUACCGUCCAUCUUAUGAAGAAAUGCUGCGUUUCUACAGUUUCUAUAAGCAAGCGACUGUGGGUCAGUGCCAGAUCUCCAGGCCUGGGUUUUGGGACCCUAUCGGCAGAUAUAAAUGGGAUGCGUGGAAUAGAUUAGGAAAGAUGAGCAAAGAGGAAGCGAUGGCGGCGUAUGUUGCAGAGAUGAAGAAGGCAGCCCAGAAGGUCAUCGACACCGUGCCGCUGGACGAGUCAUCGAAGGACAUGUUUGUCUACUUUGAAUCCCUCUAUGACGUAAUUGACGACAUGCCCAGGCCUCCUGAAUCCUUCUUCAGGAAGAAAGCAGGACCAGGAUACAUGGACAAUGCUAUCAAGAGCAAUCAAGUGACCACUGAUGCCGAGAAUGAGGUGUUCUGUGAUAGUCUGGAACAAGUGGAGCCUGAUCAGGCAAAAAGAUUAUCAGCUGAGCCAAGCCUCCCCCUGAACAAUGCUCAGAGAGUUGAAGUUGAAGAUAAAAGUAAGCAUAAGCCUUCAGAGCAAGAACCAUUAUCAACCAGAGAAGAACUUUGCCAAGGUUGUAUCCCAGACUUACAACGUGGCCCAGGUGAGGAGAGUCUCAUCCAAAGCCCCGAAGCCAUUGCGGGGUGCCCAGCGGGGGCCUUGGGCCAGCGGGAAGUGGAUCGGCAAGUGUCAAACACCCUUCAAGCUUUGCAGAGGGACAUGAAGGAAGUGAUGGAGAGACUCAGUUCCCUGGAGUCCUGGGCAGCAUUGCAGGGCCGUACACCAAUGGUGAAUCCUUGCUUGCCAACUGCAACACAUGAUGGAAAGGACCUACCAAGAUGGCCUAUUCACCUGUCUCCUCCUACCUGGUGUUUCUUGCUGGCUUGGCCUUUUGUUGUCCAGUGGCUUCUUUGGUAUUUUCAGAGACAGAAGAGGUGAAUGUCUACCUAUCUGUGACUAGCAUUUAGAACAACAAGAGCUUGGAAACAGCUUAAAAAUUGUGAAGAUUUCAAACUCUGGACAUUGAAUGUCUGCCAGCAUUUCUACUACAAGGAAUUUGAUCUUUUUUUAACCACAGCACCACAGUCCUGUCAUGAGGAGGGAAGAUAUAAAUAAAGGGGAUGAGGAAAGUGACUACAAAAAGAAACCUGAAGUACUUGUUCAGACAACAGAAGGAAGGCUAGAAAUGGGAACAGAGACUUCAAGUGGCCGACAAUUCUUUCAACAUGAAGCCACCAGUUGUGUGCAUCGCAUACUGCAGCCUUAUAUAACAAAUGCAGAUAAUUUGGACUACAUCUCCCAUAUUCUCUUCCCUUUGCUUUGCCGACUGGGGUUUUUGUCAGCUGAAGACCAAAACUUCUAGGGAGUCCAAUGCUUCCUGCUUCCAAUGUAGCACUUAUAAUGAUAAAUAAGGUUAGGGUUGAUUUUUGUUCCUGGAUUAUAAAUGUCAUUUCCUAAUUGGUUCUAUCAUAAACAUGGAAUAUGUUGCAAUCUGCACAUUGAAAGGUUAAAAUGGCAUAUUUUCAUCAAGGAAAAUUACGAAGUGCCUAAACUGAAGGAAACAAUAGUAUUAUCCUCGGCCACAAAAGAGAAGUUUCAGGAGUAUAACAACUAUUUCAAAAUACGUACCGCACAGUUAAGCAGGAAAUAACAUUUUCAAGCCAGGAACAGAACUUUUUUUCAAAUGUUGUUACAUAGUGUAAUUCGUGACUCCUGAAUUGCGGUUUGAAGGUGAUCGACUGCUGCAAAUCUUUUACCUCUCAAGCAGACAUUGCACUUUGGAUUGUAUUAGUCUCAGUAAGUAAAUCACACCAGCCACACAAAAUGAUGUGAUGCAGAUGAAGAAAGUGUGUCUGCUUUUUUUUAUUUUUCCUGAUGUCUGCUUGUUUCAAUAGGCCAACUAUUAAUCACGCCUGUGAAAUUGCUGCCAGUUUUCAUGCCCUAUAUGCCACUUGGCCUGCGUCCCUUUCUCAGGUGUGAGUGGGGGGGAAAAGAAACCCUGAUCAUUCUCAAGCCGGGCAUGUUUAGCCUAGAGAAAAGAUAAUUAAGACGUGAUGUGAUAACCAUCUUCACAUAUUUGAAAGGCUGUCACAUAAGUCGAUGGGCAAAUUGUUGUGCUGUUGUUCUGUUGAUUAGGGCUCAAAGAAAAGAACUAGAAGACAGUGUUUUGUUUUUUUAAUACCCAUUAGGAAGGAAAAAUCAUUUGGCAGUGGAAUAGCCAGAAAAGGUGCAGAUAAUAUUUAAGCACUGCCUUUCAAAUCAUACUGUGGCCAUUUCCAGCAUUGUAAAGCCUUUGAGGUCCGCAUCAACCUAAUGGUUUUAUUGCAUAGGGGUAUAAUAUUUGUGGCUGUUGUGUUCCAGCAGAGAACCUUUCAAGUAUUUAUGACCAGGAUCGUAGAUACCUGGAGGCAGUUGUGCAAUGAGCGCCAUGGCCUUGAGCUUCCCCAGCACACAAUAGGCAGUUAACUCUGCACCCACUCAGUCAAAAGUGAGGGCAAGGACUGAAGAAAAUGAUUGGCUUCCCCAAGGACUGCUCUUAGAAAACCCCUGAGAAAGUGCAAGUGCUUCUGAAGUUAUUUGCAUAAUAUAUCUAUCUCUACACAUAAUAAAAAUGAAAAAUGUGUAUGUGUGUAUGUGGCGGAGGUAUCCACUUACACAGACAGCCUCCUUCCUCCACAAAGAGCUAUAGUUCCCACUGAACAGGAGACACCAAUGGCCCUCCCUCCACUGACAUGCAGGUUAUUGUGAGCGCCAUGAACAUGUAACCCAAAACCUGCCAGUGUCCUCCACAAACACCAUUCAGCCUCCCACCUAAGUGAAGGUUUUCAUGUGGGGACAAUUUCAUCCUAGAUGUUGUGUUUUUCCUCCAGAAUGGACAUCCCAGAGUUCCUUAAUUUGUAUGAUCCCGUCCACUGCCUCUCCCUUAACCCUUUCCUACCCUUUGCUAUGGCACACAGUUAACAGAGGAAUUGAUCAGCAACUGAACAAGAGGUUUUGGGAGAAUUCACCAUGAUUUACAGUUGUACUUGACCUACAUCCAACCCAACCAACGAUGGAUCUGGACCAAACUUGCCAUGGAUGAUGAGACUUCCAGUAUCUUUACUGAUACUGUGAACCCCACCGACAAUGGACUGGGACCAAACUUGGCACAGAGAAGCCCCAUGACCAACUGAACAUACUGCAGGGGUUAGUGGGAUGGACCUUGAUUUUGGGAGUUGCAGUUCACCUGCAUCCAGAAAGCACUGAAUCCAGUUGAUGUCAGAUUUGGACGAAACUUGGCACACAAACCCAACAUGGCCAACUGUGCAUACAGGCCUGGUUUGGGGGUGAUGGACCUCAGAUCUAGGAGUUGUAGUUCACCAUUAUCCAGAGAGCCCUGAAUCCAGCCAACGACAGAACUGAACCAAAUUUACCACACAGACCCAACAUAGCCAACUGCAAAUAUUGUCAGGAUUUGGGGGUGAUUGCCUUGGGGAUCUGGGAGCUGUAGUUCUCUCUUAUCCAGAGAGCACUGAACCCAGCUAAUGACAGAUCUGGACCAAACUUCAAUGAUAUUACCUAACAUCCCAAAACAUUCAAUGCCUUUGUCUAAUAACCCGGGCACUGUCGGGUCCCCAAGCUAGUAAUAUAAUAAAAUUUUAUGUCUACACCACCACUAUCUCCCAAAAUGGAUUCUUACAAAGCACUUGUAAUGGAACAAUGGAUAUGGUGCAAUAAAUACAGAUAAUGUUGCACCCCAGCCGGCGGUCCACCUUACUUGCAACACACACCACAAAAGCAGGCUUGGUAUAAACAGUUUAUUAGCAAAAGAAUAGCAAAGUAAAAGAAAAAUGUAUAAAAGCAAAAAAUAAUCAUGAGUCCAAAAGCCAGCCCUUAAAUCCCUAAAAGUCUCCAAAGGAGCCUCCACUACACUCUGGGCAGAGAGUUCCACUGGUGAACAGCCCUCACAGUUAGGAAGUUCUUCCUAGGGUUCAGGUGGAAUCUCCUUUCCUGUAGUUUGAAGUAACUGUUCCGUGCCCUAGUCUCCAGGACAGCAGAAAACAAGCUUGCUUCUUCCUCCCCAUGACUUCCCCUCACAUAUUUAAGAAGGACUUUCUGUCAAUCCCUUUCCCCCAAUAAACCACCCAUUCAUAGAGUCAGAAGGUGCCUUGUAGACCACGUAGCUCUCUACUGUAAUUCAGUGCAAGAAAUCUAGAGCUAGAUUAUCUCCAAUUAUAAUUAUCCAACUUCUACUUGUAGACUUCCAUAGUGAAGGGACCCUCCAUUCCACAUGUACGUUCCACAAACCAAUUACUCCUAUAAUCACUAAGUGAUGGUAUGGUUGAUUAAGCCUUGCUUUUUUAAUUGUUAAAGUUCUGAAGGUGUUGCAUUUGAUCAUGUAGUUUUCUCUGAUGUUGCUGCUUGAACAUGAUUACAUUAUGGAAAGGUGGCUUCCAAAUAAAUAGGUGACGAUGACUAUGAUGAAAGUUC